Messenger RNA from Coffea arabica (coffee), 2289 nucleotides. Its product is annotated as G-type lectin S-receptor-like serine/threonine-protein kinase SD3-1. Gene Ontology annotation, biological process: recognition of pollen; protein phosphorylation. Gene Ontology annotation, molecular function: protein serine/threonine kinase activity; ATP binding. Lineage: Eukaryota; Viridiplantae; Streptophyta; Magnoliopsida; Gentianales; Rubiaceae. The record is from RefSeq and is a predicted model, not a curated record.
AUGGUUUCCGUCCCUCUUGGUUUUGAGAUUAAUGGGAUGGACCAAAGCAAGAACUGGGUGUCUGAAAAUAGGGUUUUUGCAUUUGGAUUCUUGGAAAAGGAUGGCGAUGAUGAUCUUGAUAGCUAUGCAGUUGGGAUUAGGUAUAACUUAGGAAAUAUAACUGUAAAUUUGCCUGUUUGGACUGUUGGUGGGGGCAUUAAAGUUUCUAGAAACUCCAGCAUUAGGCUUGACAUGGAUGGCAGACUAGUUUUAGUUCAAUUCCCUAAUGGAAAUCCUGUAUGGAGUAGUAAUACCUCCACUUUGGGUGUUGCAAAAGCUAGUCUUUUGAACAAUGGAAAUUUGGUUCUUUUGGAUGGUAAAGAUAAGGUGUUGUGGGAAAGUUUUGGUAGUCCAACAAAUACUUUACUUCCUGGUCAGUCUCUCUGUUAUCCUCAAAAUCUUAGAGCCCUUUCAAAAAAAUCAACAUUAAGUUACUAUAGUUUGGUAAUUAGCAAAUUUGGUGAGCUAGCACUAGUUUGGGAGCAUAAUGUGACCUACUGGAGGAGCCAGUUAAGCUCCUCUGUGAUUGUAAAGGAAGCAAGAUUUGGUCCUAAUGGAGUUUUGGGGCUGUCUGAUAACAAUGACAAAGUUUUCUGGUCUGUAUCAAGUAAGGAUUUUGGAGACCCUUCAGUUACUUUGAGACACCUUACUAUCGACCAAGAUGGCAACUUGAGAAUUUACUCUUGGGACAAUGUGAACCAGUGGAAAGUAGGAUGGCAAGCAGUGGGGGAUCAGUGCAGCGUGUUUGGUUCUUGCGGUUUGUAUAGUGUCUGUAAAUAUAAUUCUUCUGGCCCUGUUUGCGGUUGCCUGUAUUCUGGAUCCUCUGAAGGUGGAACCACUUCUGCUGUAGUUGAUUCAAGUGGUUCAGGGUGCCAAAAAAUGGUGGAUUUGGGGAACUGUAGAAUGCAUCCCAGCAUGGUUGAUAUGAAACAAACAGUUCUUUAUGGCCUUUAUCCACCAAAUGAUGUUAACCUGUUUUUGAGCCAGAAUGAUUGCAAGAACUACUGCUCAAAUGAUUCAACCUGCAUUGCAGCUACAUCGAUGAAUGAUGGUUCAGGACUCUGCACUGUCAAAAGAACAAGCUUUAUUAGUGGUUAUAGCACUCCUUCUGCUCCUUCCACUUCAUUUUUGAAGGUUUGUUCUGUUCCACAAGCAGUUGCAGCUCAAGGUGUGAACCCCCAUGAUGAUGGAGGAUUAGUUUAUUCGUCAAUUGGCAGAAACAAAGCUGGUAGAGGAAACAUCAGGGUGUUCAUUGGGGCAAUAGCACUGAUCGUUUUUAUAACGGUCUCAAUUGUUGUUGGCAUGGAGAUGUUUGCGUUUUGGCUUUUGCGCCGGAGAGGACAACUUAAAGCUCAAACACGUAUUCCAUUUGGAAAGGAUGCUCAAAUGAACCCACAUUACAGUGCUCUCGUCAGACUUAAUUUCGAAGAGAUAAGGGAACUGACUGACAACUUUGCAACUCCACUUGGACCUUCUCAUUUCAAAGGUACCCUUCCGAACAAAACAGUCAUAGUUGCUAAAAUGUUGAAUGAUGUUGCUGUUCCUGAGAAGGAAUUUCGAGUUGCUGUUUCUGCCUUGGGUGGGACGCACCAUCGAAACUUAGUAGCCAUAAAAGGUUUCUGCUUUGAACCAAAACAUAAACUGCUUCUGUACGAGUAUGUUACCAAUGGAUCACUGGAUCAAUGGUUGUUCAGCUCUGAGGAGGAUGUAAACAGAAGGAUUUGGGAACAAAGACUGCAUAUUGCUGUUGGAAUUGCACGUGCUAUUGCUUACCUCCACACGGAGUGUCAACAAUGCAUAACUCAUGGGAACCUGAAGCUAGAGAACGUCUGUCUUGAUGAAAAUCUUGUCCCUAAGUUGACAGAUUUUGGAUUAAGGACUUUACUCUUCAAGGAAGCAGCAUCUUCUUCGGAAACGGCAUCAGAGAAGGACAUAUACAUGCUUGGACAACUAUUGUUGCAGAUUGUUACCUGCAAAAGGGUUGUGAAUGGGAAGAAUUUGCAGCAAGUGCUUGAUGAGUUGUCUCAAGAACAAAAUUUUGGUGACAUUGAUGAUCUAAAAGCAGUGGAAAGAGUGGUGAAAAUAGCAAUGUGGUGUAUGCAAAUUCAGCCAUAUUUGAGACCUUCCAUAGGCGAAGUAGUUAAGGUACUGGAAGGCACGCUUUCAGUUGACGGACCCCCAUCAGGUUUUGUGUUUAAGCAUGACAACAUGGAUCAUGGUGAAACUGCAGUAGAGGGAGAAGAAUUCUAG